GGUCCCUGCAGUUUCAUCGGGCAUUCAGUGACUUGAAGUCAUCCUGCUAAUGAUGAUGCCUUGUGCCUUCGCGUUUUAUAAACACAAAGAGACGUGUUAGUAUUCUCACGCGUUUAAACGGGCUGUGAUAUGAGACUGUGUUUUAAUGUCGAUUUAUGAAUUAUUUUAAAAGUAUGUUACAAAUAAAAUUGAUACGCGACAUGUCAGCAAGAUCAUAAUUAAUGCAUAAUAAUUACAACGUUAACGUUAAGUGAAUUUGUUGUUCAUCUUGUAAUAACAACAAAAAGUUGAAUGCGUGAAAUUCUGCUACACAUGCAUAUCAAACAUGUCUAUGAAGAAAGAAUCUCCCCGAGAUGUGGAAUUGCAUUUGGCGGCCGCGCAUGGCGACACGAAGCGUCUUCGAAUUCUCCUGGAUUCCGGACGUGUCCACGUCGACUGUAAGGAUAAGGAUGGAACGACCCCUUUAAUAUUGGCCGCCGCCGGAGGCCACAUUGAGGCGGUCAACGAAUUGCUGCAACAAGGGGCGGAUCCUAAUGCCAGAAGGCUGACCGGUACAACGGCGCUAUUCUUCGCUGCCCAAGGUGGUUACAUGGACAUAGCCAAUCUCCUGUUGAAACACGAUGCAGUGGUCGACUCUUGCAGCAUAGACGGCGGUACCCCACUUUUUGUUGCAUGCCAGUGCGGUCACUUGGAUGUCGUGGAAGGUUUGAUCGAAAGAGGUGCCAAUCCCAAUGCUCACAUGAAGGAUGGUGCUACAGCAUUGUUCAUCGCCGCUCAAAAUGGACACGUGCGGAUACUGGAAGUCCUGCUGGAACACGGGGCAAAAACGGAUGCGGCAAGAACCGACGGUGCCACGCCUUUAUGGAUAGGAGCGCAAAUGGGACACGAUCACGUUGUAAGGAGGCUCUUGAAAGCUGGUGCGAAGGUCGACGCCACUAGACACGAUGGCGCCACACCGCUCUUCAAAGCAGCUCAUAAGGGUCAUGCUGCUGUCGUUGGUGAACUACUCAAGUAUCGUCCAUCGCUUGGUAUACUUCCAAACGGUGAAAGCGCAUUACACGCGGCAGCUUUAACAGGACAAAUGACUGUUGCGAGGCAACUGGUAGGAGCGGGAGCGGAUCCUUUACUCGUUAAUCAAGAAGGUGUUACGCCUCUCCAAUUAGCUAUUAGACAUUCACAAACGCAGGUUGCUAAUUAUUUGAAGGAUAAACUUAGAACAAGAACGGGAGCGUCUUAGCGCAGUUCACAUUUAUUAUCCGCCCAACAAAAUAGGCGUUAAAUUUAUAAAUCAGUGAAAAAACAUAAGUAUUUCUAAAAAAAUAUAUAUUAUAUAUUGUUAGAAAUGAUUUAUACAUAUGUAGGAUCAUCAGGUAAGAGCAAUCUUAUUAUAUUUCAAAGCGUUACAAGAUUAUAAAGGUGAACGGGAUUUAAUUUUUUCUGCAAGAUUAUGUGCAGAAAUUCCGUUAAAGUUAUUUAUUUUUGGUAUAUGUACAUUAGAGAGAUAUAAAUAUAUAAAGUAAAUCUUAUAGUAUUAAAAGAUAUGCGAACACACAUUUUAACGCAUCCACUUGUAAAUAUGUUCUCUCACGACAGUGAAACAUUGAAAUCAUUCUUUUGAUGCAGGUAGUAUAUAUAUAAAUAUAUCCUUCAAAGUUGUUUUUAGAUAGAACUAUAUAUCUUGUUAAUGAUGAAAUUGUGAUGAUAAACGUAAUAAGUAUAUUAAUAUACUUUUGAAUAAUACAAUCAUCAUGUGCUAAUUAAAGAUUCUAUAAGACUGAUUAAUUUGCCUUAAAAAA
Molecule: messenger RNA, 1796 nt
Organism: Osmia lignaria (orchard mason bee)
Lineage: Eukaryota; Metazoa; Arthropoda; Insecta; Hymenoptera; Megachilidae
Cellular component (GO): cytoplasm
Molecular function (GO): protein binding
Source: RefSeq, a predicted model, not a curated record